Oxyura jamaicensis (ruddy duck) is the source of this 5973-nucleotide messenger RNA. It is a transcript of the gene RIMBP2, whose product is annotated as RIMS binding protein 2. The coding region runs from base 307 to 5163 and encodes 1618 amino acids. NCBI's taxonomy places the organism in Eukaryota, Metazoa, Chordata, Aves, Anseriformes, Anatidae. Gene Ontology annotation, biological process: neuromuscular synaptic transmission. The transcript is spliced from 28 exons. Gene Ontology annotation, molecular function: protein binding. The record is from RefSeq and is a predicted model, not a curated record.
AUUCUGGAUCAUAGCUAUUCUGUACUGGAUUCCCCCAAAACAAAUCAAUCAUUUCCAAAAGCAGCUAAGUCCCUGACUAAAGAGCAAGAGGAAGACAAAGUGGCCAAAAAGGGCAACAAGAAAGCAAAACAAACAUCUGAAAAGCUUCCACACUGCAGACCUGAGGACAGAAGCAAACAGAAAAGUUGCUCAAUAACUCCUAAGAAGAGCAAGGUUGUCAGCCCUUCAACUUCAUUGACAUUGUCAUCCAGUAACGCUACUGCCAUCACAAAAACUAUUACCAGAACAUUUCCUCUAAAGCAGAAAAUGCAUUUAGUCAACAUUAAGGCCCAGCAUCUUCAAAAUAUCAACAAUCAAUCAGAAAGCAUAAAAGAUCUGGAGAUCCAAACGCUGCAAGUAGAGUGUGAAGAACUCAAAAAUCAACUAGGAUGCUUAAGGGAAGGGCUGAUGGGCCAGAAGCCAGGUGACACAGAAGAGCUACUGAAACAAUCUCAGAAAGAACUGUUGUGGCUUCAGAGACAGCUCUCCUUUCUUUCCGCAGGAGGCCCUGUGUGUGUUUUGGCAGCUAGUAGGAAAAAUGAACUGAAGGAUGCUGUGCAAGAAAAAAAUCGCCUGAGUCUUCAGUAUGCAAGUGUGUCCCACAAAGCACUGCAAUAUGACCAGGUGAAAUCAGACUAUGACCAUCUUAGAGAAAUCCUUAUCAGAGUGACCAAAGAACGAGAUUUGGCUGUAAAGGGAAAACACCAGCUCCAAGCCAAGCUGGAGAACUUAGAGCAGGUCUUAAAGCAUAUGCGAGAGGCUGCUGAACGGCGGCAACAGCUGGAGUUGGAGCAUGAGCAAGCCUUGGCAGUUCUCAAUGCCAAACAGCAGGAAAUUGAACUCCUGCAGAAGGCUCAGGUUGAAGCUAAGAAGGAACAUGAAGGAGCAGUUCAGUUGCUAGAGAACACCCUGGACAGCAUGCAGGCCAAGGUCCGAGAGCUAGAAGAAAAAUGCCGGACACAAAGUGAACAAUUUAACCUCCUGUCCAGAGAGCUGGAGAAGUUUCGGCAGCAAGCAGGGAAGAUUGAUCUCCUGAGCAGUAACACGGUAGCAUCCUCAGAUAUUCCUGGUUCUCCCAGUAAAUCUCUAUCCCAGUUAAUGAAUGGAAUAGCCACUUCUAUAGGCAAAGGUCAUGAAAGUCCUUCUGGAAGCCGUUGUGUGAUUUCAGAAUUUAUACGACCUCUUCAAGUAUCUGGAGACAAACCAGAACAAUUGUCUGUCAAACCUACAUUCCUGUCCAAGUCAAGAUCUGGUACCCCAAGAUGCAGAUUUGAUUCAGACAUGGAUAAUGAUCAGAAUUCCAAUACCUCAAAGCAGAGAUAUUCUGGGAAAGUCCAUCUUUGUAUUGCCCGUUACAGUUACAACCCUUUCGAUGGACCAAAUGAAAAUCCAGAAGCAGAGCUCCCCCUUACGGCAGGAAAGUACCUUUAUGUGUAUGGAGAUAUGGAUGAAGAUGGCUUUUAUGAAGGGGAACUCCUAGAUGGACAGAGAGGACUAGUCCCUUCAAAUUUUGUGGAUUUUGUUCAAGACAAUGAGACCCGUUUAUCAAGCACAUUAAGCAGUGAACAAGAUCAGAAUUUUAUCAACCAUUCGGGUUCUACUUUAGAAGGAGAUAUCCUAGAGAUAAGUCCACCAAGUCACAUAGACUCUAGCAUAAUCAGCAAUGGCGCAGGGACUCUGGAUGUGAACAUCGAUGAAAUUGGAGAAGACAUUGUGCCUUAUCCUAGAAAAAUCACCCUUAUUAAACAACUAGCCAAAAGUGUCAUUGUGGGCUGGGAGCCACCGGUAGUGCCACCCGGAUGGGGAACCAUUAGCAGCUAUAAUGUUCUGGUUGACAAAGAAGUACGGAUGAACAUAGCCUUGGGAAGCAGAACAAAAGCCCUUAUAGAAAAGCUUAACAUUUCUACUUGUACAUACCGAAUAUCAGUUCAGAGCAUUACAAACAAGGGUAACUCGGAUGAACUGCAGUGCAGUUUGUUAGUUGGGAAGGACGUAAUUGUAGCCCCCUCUAAUCUUAAAGUGGACAACAUAACCCAGAUUUCUGCUGAGCUGUCCUGGCUCCCUACAAAUAGUAAUUACAGCCAUGUCAUCUUUCUUAAUGAAGAAGAAUUUGACAUUGUCAAAGCUGCUAGCUACAAGUAUCAUUUUUUUAAUUUGAAACCCAAUAUGGCCUACAAGGUGAAGGUCAUGGCAAAGCCCCAUCAGAUGCCCUGGCAGCUUCCCCUAGAACAACGAGAAAAAAAGGAAGCCUUUGUGGAAUUUUCUACAUUGCCAGCAGGUCCCCCAGCUCCACCUCAAGAUGUUACUGUCCGGGCCGGGUCCACUCCAGCAACCAUACAGGUGUCCUGGAAACCACCAACUCUGACAGCAACAGGGACCUCCCAUGGUGCCAAUGUCACAGGCUAUGGUGUUUAUGUGAAAGGUCAACAGGUGGCGGAGGUGAUCUUUCCAACAGCAGAGAACACACUGGUGGAACUAAUGAGACUAAGAAAUCUGGAAGCAAAAGAAGUUACUGUUCGAACACUCUCUGUACAAGGGGAAUCAGUGGACUCUACUGUUGCUGCCAUUCCAUCUGACCUACUGGUGCCUCCAACCCCUCUCCCCAGAACUGCUCCCAAAACUAAGCCAUUUGCAAGUGCCGGAGCCCCAGAAACCAAAGAAGAACAUUUAGGUCCACAUUUAAAAAUGGAUGAGUCAUGGGAGCAGACUCGUUCAGCAUCCCCUGUUCAUGGGCACACACUUGAGCCACCUGUCCCUAACUUUCACAGCCCUCUUCAGGGGAGGAGGUCUCCAUCACCUAACCGAAUACUCCCUCAACCUCAAGGCACACCUGUCUCAAAUACUGUCGCAAAAGCCAUGGCAAGAGAAGCUGCACAACGAGUUGCAGAGAGCAAUAGGAUGGAGAGAAGUGUUUUUAGUGAAAGGAGCAAUGCAGCCCAGUAUGCUAACUCAGAUGAUGAGGAAGAUGGCUAUGAUUCUCCUAAUGUCAAAAGGAGGGGGGCUUCAGUUGAUGAUUUUCUGAAAGGGUCAGAACUUGGAAAGCAUCCUCACUAUUGCCAUGGUGAAGAGUACCAUACGGAGAGCAGCAGAGGUUCUGACUUGUCUGAUAUUAUGGAGGAAGAUGAAGAAGAGCUGUACUCGGAAAUGCAGCUGGAGGAUGGAGGAAGACGACGAGUCAGUGUGACUUCACACAAUGCACUUAAGGAGUGCGAUAAGAAUAAGACCACUGAAGCCACUUUUUUGGAACAGCCUGACUUUUCACAACAAAUACAUCACAGUAAAAAGCUUUUCAGUAUUCCAGAAGUAGCUGAAGAGGAUGGUGAAUACUCUGAACUGCUGUACAAGCAGGGUUUAGGUAUGCCCUAUAAAAAGAAUCCCACAAUAGCUAGAGACUCUAGACCACCUAGGCCCUACAAUCAAGACCAGCAGCACAACUUCUGGUAUGCAGCCAAGCACAGAAUUUCAGGCAUGGAGGAAAUUGCUGGAGGUGACAAAGGAUGUAAAUAUAGCCGAUCCUUAUCAAGAAGCCCAGACAGUGGAUUAGACUGUGGAAGUGAAGAAGAAGAAUCUCGUUUUACUUUCAGAUAUGCGUGUGAUUCAGUUUCUGCCAAUGUUGCAUCUAGCUGUUGUGCAGAGACUAACUGUUCCUGCAGGAAAAGCAUGAGGCCCUUGCUUGCUCGCAGGAAAACCUUAACAAGACAAACCAGCAUUGAAGAAGAUUUUGGUGACUUGGGUCCUUCCUUUGUAGAUCCCAGGAAUGAACAGGUCAAGCCCAGUUAUGAGAAAAAGUAUGAGGCUCAGAAAUGUAAUAGAACAGAUAAUUUGUCUAAUGAAGAUAUUCAGGGAGGCUGGAAGACCGACAUAAAAAUGGCUGACUCUAGGACCGCUGGUCCACUUGCAAAGCCAUCCCACAGAGAUGCAGAAGACUCUCUGCUUUUAGGUAAUCCAUCAUCUGCAGGACGGCCUGAAAGGGCGGAGCAUGCAGGGCGAAGGUCCUCUCAUGGCAGUGCAGUGCCACAAAGGUCUCGACCAAUGUUGGUCCCUUCCAUUGAAAUUACAAUGGACAGUAACAGUGAAGGCGGUCGGUCUCGGUCAGGUAGUGAGGGAAAUAUUUCACCUGUAAAAGAAGAAGCUUAUUAUCGCAGCAUUGGUGGACACAAGAAAUGGCCUCAGCAGCGUACCAUGGCCUCUGAAUAUAGAUACGAUGGCUAUGGUGGUCAUGACCAUCUUUCUCCAGAUAUUUAUGAAGAAUCAGAAACAGAUCCUGGCACAGAAGAUAUUUCUACUCGAAUAUUUGUUGCACUCUUUGACUAUGAUCCGCUGACAAUGUCCCCAAAUCCGGAUGCUGCAGAAGAAGAGCUGCCAUUUAAAGAAGGACAGAUCAUUAAGGUUUAUGGGGACAAAGAUGCCGAUGGAUUCUAUCGUGGAGAAACCUGUACAAGAAUUGGCCUUAUCCCAUGUAAUAUGGUCUCUGAGAUCCAAGCAGAUGAUGAAGAGAUGAUGGAUCAGCUUCUAAAACAAGGUUUUCUUCCUUUGAACACACCAGUAGAGAAAAUAGUCAACUGUGACCGUUUCAAAGAGAGCACACGCUCUGUACACCGCAGAUCCAGAAAGUCUAAAAGAGAAAGAAACAGACGGAGUGGCAGACAACAUUCAGUAUCUACAAGAAGGAUGGUGGCACUGUAUGACUAUGAUCCAAGAGAAAGUUCUCCUAAUGUUGAUGUAGAGGCUGAGCUAACAUUCUGUACAGGGGACAUUAUCACUGUCUUCGGUGAAAUUGAUGAAGAUGGAUUUUACUACGGUGAACUUAAUGGACAGAAAGGGCUGGUUCCUUCCAACUUUCUUGAAGAAGUGCCUGAUGAUGUUGAAGUCUAUCUAUCUGAUGCACCCUCGCGAUAUGUUCACGAUACACCGAUGCGUACAAAAGCAAAAAGGGUUCCUCCUGAGAAUACAGGUACAUCAAGGAGAGCACCAUCCCCCACAGUUCAUCUCCAUUCUGGGUCACCUACGUCACCUAUGGGUUCUGGUAGUCCCGGGAGAGGCAGGGAUAUGUCCUCGAAAAAGAAAAAGGGGCUGCUUUCCAAAGGCAAGAAACUGCUGAAAAAGCUUGGUGCAGUGAAAUGAUUCAUGUACUCCUGGACAACUUGUAAAGCUUCCAGUCUGUUUUUUUUUUUUUUUUUUAAAAUGUCAAAACUAGGGCUUUCAUGACUAUGCAGUACAACCUUAUUAAACCUUUGCAUUUUUAACUCUGACGUCAAUAGAAUCAUGUGAAUUGCUUAAAACAGCAAGGUGGGUGUAUUGUUGCAAAUACUCCUUUUAAAAAAAAAAAAAAAAGGGUAUAGGAUUAAGAUCAGAAGAACAUGAUUUAGUUGAAGUCUAUUCAACACCUGCAAGUGCACUGGAUAAAUCUCAGCCUUUAAUCUACUUUAACUGUGGGUCAGGUGAAAAAGAAAAACCUGUUCAUUGAUUGCUGGUCAAGAGCAAUCACCCCAUUCUGUCUAAUCUUCAUCAUUUAAAAUGGUCUUGAAACUCCUAGUUUAAAUUAGCCUUGAUGUUUUGCCUUAUUAAUGCACAAUGAUUCGUACUGUCUAAUAAAUAUACAACAUAUACUUUGUAUGUACUGUGUAUUCAACUGUCCUCAUCUUCCCUAAAUCAUAGUAAUUUAAGAUAAAAUAUGAUGUUGCUAAUUCCAUUCAAUGUAUGAUACAACUCUUGAGAGUUUGAAAGUACUGAGCAAAAUGCUUUUUUCUUUCUUUCCCUUUUCCUCUGCAAACCAAAACUCUUGUAUAGGUUUCUUUUGUCAACAUAUUCACUAAACUGAAAUCAGAUACAGUCUAAGUUGUUCAGAGCCUCACCCCAAGUUUCAAUCAUACAAACACCACAAACUGCAGUUCUGGAGUUCCUGGUUCACUAUUCUAAAUUACCAUAAAAAAA